Kluyveromyces lactis is the source of this 1404-nucleotide messenger RNA. It is a transcript of the gene BFR1, whose product is annotated as Bfr1p. Gene Ontology annotation, molecular function: mRNA binding. Gene Ontology annotation, cellular component: endoplasmic reticulum; nuclear outer membrane-endoplasmic reticulum membrane network; ribonucleoprotein complex. The transcript has a single exon. The coding region runs from base 1 to 1404 and encodes 467 amino acids. Lineage: Eukaryota; Fungi; Ascomycota; Saccharomycetes; Saccharomycetales; Saccharomycetaceae. The record is from RefSeq and is a predicted model, not a curated record. Gene Ontology annotation, biological process: intracellular mRNA localization.
AUGUCCACUGCUAGACCAAAACAACAUAUUCAGAAACCUGAUGUUACUGUCAGAGACAAGAAGCUAGAGCCAUUGAAUGUUCAGUUGAAGAAGAUUGAUCAAGAAUUAUCAUUGAUCAAGCAACAAAUUGAUAAUACCGAUUUCUCCAAAGAUGCUAAGAAUUCAAAGGAAAAGCUGCAAGGUGAAUUGAAGGAAGUGAUCAAAACUCAAUCGGACUUGAAGGCUAAGAGACAACAAAUCCAUGACCAGAUUAAGUUCUUGGAUGCUCAAAUCAAACGUAAAUCUGGUGAGAUCAACGAUUUGGUCGGUAAGAACAAGAAGUUCCAAAAUGUUGGUCAAAUCAAGCAAAGAUUGGCUGAAAUUGACGAUGAAAUCGCUUCUGGUGACUUAUCCUUGGUGGAGGAAAGGUUAAGAGUCAAGGAAAUGCAAAGUUUGCACAAAUUGUCCAAAGAUUUCCAAGUUGUGGAACCAAUUAGAAAAUCUAUCGAAGAAGAGAAAGAACAAAUUGAUGCUUUGAAGAAGGAAUUGAACGCUUCUAACCCGAAGGAGGUUGCCGCAAAGUUCGAAACUAUCCAAGGUCAGAUCAAUAACUUAAACUCUAAGAACCAAGUUGUUUACGACAAGAGAAAGACUUUAAUCACUAAGCGUUCUGCCUUGUACAACAAGCGUGACGAAAUCUACACUCAAAUUAGGAAGAUCAGAGGUGAUUUCGACAACGAAUUCAAGUCAUUCAAGAAGAAGUUGGAUGAGCAGCGUUUGAAACGUGAAGAAGACGAAAAACUAUCCAAGAUCUUAGAAGAUAAGGAAGAAAAAGUGGGCAAGCUACAAGAAAGACUAAACCAUGCCAAACAGCCUGCUUUCACCUUCGAAUUGGAAUCCAUUGAGAAUAUGUUGACUGUUUUGGAUCCAACUUACGUUAAGCCAGUGAAGAACGUCUUGGGUAUCGAUUUCGGUAGCACAUCUCAACAAACUGCCACCCCAACUAAGACUGUUGAUUCUGAAGGGUUAGUGCCAAUCGUUAAGGAAAGAGAAGGAUUCUUCUCCGCUUCAACCGCUUCCAAAUCAAAGAAACACAAGAAGAAGGCGCAAUCUACAAAGUUCUCUCUAGAGCCAUCCAUGAUCGCCUUGUUGGCCGAAUUAGAUAUCAGAGUACCAUUAUCCAAGGGCGAUGUUCCAGCCACUGUUGAACAGUUGAAGGCUAAGCAUGAGGACUUGACUGCCAAGCAACCAGAAGCUACUGAAAAGAACAUUGCAGAAGCUGAAGAACAGCUCAAGAAACUUAACUUAGAGUACGAAGCUAAAGAACAGAAAGUUAAGGAAGAAAUUGAAGCCAAAAAAUUGAAGGAACAAAAGGAAAAGGAGGACGCUGCUGCCGCUGAUGCCGCUGUCCCAACUGAAGCUUAA